This is a messenger RNA of Cuscuta epithymum, 3788 nucleotides long. The record is from the annotation of a GenBank genome assembly. NCBI's taxonomy places the organism in Eukaryota, Viridiplantae, Streptophyta, Magnoliopsida, Solanales, Convolvulaceae.
CGAAUUUGAUUCUUGGCAAGAGUCCGACCAAAAGAACUGAACGGCGGCAAAAACACGCCACUCCAAUUUCCUCUGCGGCUGCUAAAGACAAGGAUCCUUCAUUUGUCGGCGCCCUAUUUGCCUUUCCAAAUGCUUUUUCAUCUGUUCAAAGUCCACCCGCAGAUCAUGCAUUCAGUAACCUGCCUUUUGACCGUCCCUCUUACCAGAAUGGAGCUGCACGGCAUUGAAGCAAUUUGCUUGCAAUGCCCUCUUGGGUCUCUUCCCUUUUUAUCAACCAAUAGGUGGAAAGCUGAAAACCACCAAGUCCAACAAUCUCUUGUCAUUGUAAAAUCAUUCGGAUCACUGACUUACAAUAUUUAGCUUAUACCGGCACUUAAGAUGCUCUUUCGGAACUCAGAGGAUUGCUUGGAUAGUGUUUGAGAAUAUGAUUCACUGAACUUUAACAUCCUUUUCUGGGAUAGAAGGCGUAGAACAUAAGAAUAAACAAUCAAAGGGUAAUUAUUUUCUACCUGCUACAAGGGAGUGAAGAUGGAUGCAGCUCUGGCUAUGGAUGAUAUGGCAAUGAGGAACCGCAGUAGAAGGAACUCGACUUCUGUAAGUCUUAUGGAGAUGUUUGCUGCAUCAGGAAGAGAUGUAUUCCAGAGAAUUGAUGAGGAGAAUGAUAGUGAGGAAGACUUGAGGUUGGCUGCUAUUGAGAGACUUCCUACAUAUGAUCGAUUGAGGAAAGGGAUCCUGAAGCGAACCCUGGAUGAUGGAAGAGUUGUGCAUCAAGAAGUUGAUGUUCAAAAUCUUGGGAUGCAUGACAAGAAGCUACUCUUGGAACGUAUUUUGAAAGUUGUGGAAGAGGACAACGAGAGGUUCCUUCGAAGACUCAGAGAUAGGAUUGAUAGGGUAGGAAUUGAUAUUCCGAAAAUCGAAGUGCGAUAUCAGGAUCUAUCCAUUGAAGGAGAUGCAUAUGCUGGAUCUCGGGCAUUGCCUACUUUGUUUAAUGCCACCAUAAAUGUGAUAGAGAGUUUUCUACAAAAGAUAAGAGUUUUUCCAUCCAAGAAAAGAGUAAUCAAGAUACUCUACGAUGUGAAUGGAAUUAUAAAACCUUCAAGGAUGACACUACUUCUUGGGCCUCCCGGAUCUGGAAGAACAACAUUCUUGAAAGCACUAGCUGGAGCAUUGGACAAGGAUCUCAGGGUUGAGGGUAAGAUCACUUAUUGCGGUCAUGAGAUGUCAGAAAUAAUUCCUCAACGUACCUGUGCUUAUAUCAGCCAGCACGACCUCCACCAUGGAGAGAUGACAGUGAGAGAGACAUUCGACUUUGCCGUACGUGCUUUAGGUGUUGGAACUAGAUACAAACUUCUCACAGAAUUGUCCAGACGAGAAACUGAUGCGGGAAUUAAGCCUGAUCCCGAGAUAGAUGCAUUUAUGAAAGCCACUGCUAUAGCAGGCCAAGGAUCCAGUUUGGUCACAGACUACGUGCUCAAGAUACUUGGUUUGGAGUUAUGUGCUGAUAUAGUGGUGGGUAAUGAGAUGAUGAGGGGCAUAUCAGGGGGACAGAAGAAACGUGUUACCACAGGAGAAAUGCUGGUUGGUCCUGCAAAAGUUUUUUUCAUGGAUGAAAUAUCUACAGGUCUUGACAGCUCCACCACAUUCCAAAUUGUGAAAUACAUGAGGCAAAUGGUCCAUAUAAUGGAUGUGACGAUGAUAAUAUCGCUUCUUCAACCCGCACCAGAAACAUUUGAGCUUUUUGAUGACAUCAUUUUGCUUUCAGAGGGACAAAUAGUCUACCAUGGUCCACGAGAUAAUGUUAUAGACUUUUUUGAGUGUGUGGGAUUUAAAUGUCCAGAAAGGAAAGGAGUUGCUGACUUUCUACAAGAAGUAACAUCUCUCAAGGACCAAGAACAGUAUUGGUUUAGAAAAAAUGAACCUUAUCAAUAUAUUUCAGUCACUGAAUUUGCAGACCUAUUUAGAAACUUUCAUGUUGGGCACAAACUAUAUGAUGAGCUCUCAGUUCCUUAUGACAAGAGUAGAACCCAUCCUGCAGCACUAGAAACUAAGAAUUAUGGUAUUUCCAAUAUGGAACUCUUCAAGGCAUGCUUAUCUAGGGAAUGGCUGCUGAUGAAACGCAACUCUCUCCUGUACAUAUUCAAGACAUUCCAGAUUACUAUAAUGUCAAUAAUUGCUUUUACAGUGUUCUUUAGGAGCAAGAUGAAAUCUGGGACGGUUGGAAAUGGAGGAAAGUUUUAUGGAGCUCUGUUUUUUAGUCUCCUCAACGUGAUGUUUAAUGGUACAGCAGAGCUUGCACUGACCAUGUUCAGGCUUCCUGUUUUCUUCAAACAGAGGGAUUCUUUAUUUUUCCCUGCUUGGGCUUUUGCACUCCCAAUUUGGCUAAUGAGAAUGCCCCUCUCAUUUAUGGAAUCAUUCAUAUGGGUUAUUCUUACUUACUACACCAUUGGCUUUGCUCCUGCUGCUAGUAGGGUAUUUCGCCAAUUCCUGGCCUUCUUCUCCUUACAUCAGAUGGCUUUGUCCCUUUUCCGUCUUAUGGUGGCACUUGGAAGAAUAGAAGUGGUAGCAACCACUUUGGUUACUUUCACUUUGCUGGUAGUAUUUGUGCUUGGUGGUUUCAUUGUUGCUAAAGAUGACCUGGAACCAUGGAUGAAGUGGGGAUAUUACAUGUCUCCUAUGUCUUAUGGCCAGAACGCGAUAGCUAUCAAUGAAUUUCUUGAUAAAAGAUGGAGCUCUCCCAUUAACGAUUCAAGGUUCCGUGAGCAUACGGUAGGCAAGCUGCUUCUUAAGUCAAGGGGAAUGUAUGUAGAUGACUACAUGUAUUGGAUAUGCAUCAUCGCCCUCUUAGGCUUCUCAGUUCUCUUCAAUGUUUGCUUUGUCAUUGCACUAACAUACUUAAACCCUAUUCGAGGCUCCAAAUCUAUUAUUUUGGAUGAGGAAGACAAUAAUAUUAAGACGAAAGGCCAAUCAAACCCCUUUGGUGAAGCAGCAGCAUACCAGGCUUCAGCAUCUACACCUCCAACCUCUGAAGUAAGGCAUUCUGAACAAAGCUCUAGCGUGGAACAAAAUGCAGUGAAGAUGAAGGGGAUGGUGCUUCCUUUCCAACCGCUGUCUCUUGCAUUCAACCAUAUCAAUUACUAUGUUGAUAUGCCAGCUGAAAUGCAAAAACAAGGAAUCCAAGAGAGACGACUCCAAUUGUUGAGAGAUGUUAGUGGAUCUUUCAGGCCAGGAGUUCUAACAGCAUUGGUUGGUGUGAGUGGAGCUGGGAAGACUACUUUGAUGGAUGUCUUAGCAGGAAGAAAAACAGGUGGAUAUAUCGAGGGAUACAUCAGCAUUUCUGGUUUCCCCAAGAAUCAAUCAACUUUUGCUCGAAUAAGCGGUUAUUGUGAACAGAAUGAUAUCCAUUCUCCACAUGUUACCGUAUAUGAAUCUCUUAUAUAUUCUUCCUGGUUGCGUCUUUCUCCAGAUGUGAAUAAGCAAAAAAGAAAGAUGUUCAUUGAGGAAGUGAUAGAGCUGGUUGAGUUGAACCCCUUGAUUAAUUCUCUAGUUGGACUCCCUGGUGUGGAUGGUCUCUCAACAGAGCAGAGGAAAAGGUUGACAAUAGCCGUGGAACUUGUUGCUAACCCAUCCAUCAUCUUCAUGGAUGAACCCACAUCAGGUCUGGAUGCUAGAGCUGCUGCCAUUGUAAUGCGGACCGUGCGAAACACUGUGGAUACGGGACGGACCGUUGUGUGUACUAUUCACCAACCCAGCAUAGAUAUCUUUGAAGCAUUUGAUGAGGUAGUCGAUUG